GUAAUUCAUUACCCUAGUGAAGCAGCAGUUUGCGUUUUCCAUGUUUUAUGAGUUCCGUUCUGCGGCUGUAACGACGUUUAUAGUGUUAUUCUGAAGUUUAUAAGGACAGAGAAUACACAUUGCCACUAACAUUGGAGUACAGUAUAAACGCACAGCAACAUAGGUGAAGAUAUCGUUGGUAGAGAUAUCGGGCAGACGAAGGCCUACAGCAUGCUCUUCUCUCCUCUCCCUGGGAACGGUGACCAUUUCCACCAACUGCAGCCCGGCCCCGGCCCCGCCCCCGACUCCGCCCAGCUGGAUCCCCUGGACCUGUCCGUCAGCAAGCGAGGCUCGCCCCCUUACUCCUCCCACAGCCCCCGCCCGGGCUCGCCCUACGGCGCCCUCCACCGGCGGGACUCCAGGGCGCGCUGGCAGCACGGCGGUUCCCCCCACGGCCACGCCAACCCCGGCCUCGCCCUGCACUUCCUGGCGCCCCUCCUGCAGGGCUCCGCCCCCGGCAUGGUCCCCCUGCUCUCUGGCGUCAUGGUGCAGCCCCUGCCCUUCCUGAUGCCCCCGCACAUGCCCCUGCAGCCCGUCAUGCUCUCGCCUAUGUCCAGGGAUGACAUGCUGGACCCGCCUUCACACACACAAGUGUCAGAGAUGAAGUCGCCGGAGCUGUACGAGGCCUACGACAUGCAGACGCCCGUCAAGUCUGAGCCGUACUCCGAGCACGCCCAGGACCCCGGCUUCGACGAGGUGUCCUCCUCCGCCAUCGGCAGCCCCCUGCAGCCCUUCAUACGCAGCGAGAGCAGUAGCCCGUCUGUGAUCGUUACCCUCAGAAAGUCCUCGGUCAUCGUAGAAUCCGACCCGAAGAGGAAACGCAUACACCACUGCGACUUUGGUGGCUGCAACAAAGUGUACACCAAGAGCUCCCACCUCAAAGCCCACCGACGCACGCACACAGGCGAGAAGCCCUACCAGUGCACGUGGGAGGGCUGCACGUGGAAGUUCGCCCGCUCGGACGAACUGACCCGCCACUACCGCAAGCACACCGGAGUCAAGCCCUUCCAGUGCAGCGACUGCGACCGAAGCUUCUCCCGCUCCGACCACCUGGCCCUGCACAAGAAGCGCCACCUGCUGGUCUGAGUCGGAAACCGUGCGCCGCCCCCAGGAAAGACGGCGGGGUACGACAAUGACUAUCGAUGGCGGUAACGAGCUCGUCCGUCACCCCGAGAGCUCCCGCCUGACAUUCCCGGGUUCUUAUCAAGAAGCGCCCUGUACAGACAUCGAAUAUUGAUGAUCCUCUCCAGUCUCCUAUCUCUAACUCUCAUUUAAACCUUCCUAAAUCCCUACCUGCUCAGCUGGUCUGAGCCAAAUCACUCUCACCCGCUGUCCAAUGAGCAGUUUGUCCUCUGCUAUGUAUUUAUUUUUUUAAAGAAAAGAAGAAAAAAAAACUUGAGUGAGACUAAUUAAAUGUGAAUCUUUUUUUUCUAAAAAGAAUUGCAUAUUGUUGAUACACACAUAAUCUUGCCGUUUUGUUAGCAGAAUACUGUAGGGUUGCUCUGUGCUGCUACAAUAUGCGUAUUGCUAUAUGUUGUUUAUAUCAUAUUUCUUUUCAUAUAUCCGUGCUCCGUAUUGAUGGGUUAUUGUUUCCACGCAUUUUAUAACUAACAGGAAAUGGAUAGCAACAGGGAUAGCGUCAGGGAACUCACAAAAUGCAGUCUUGCCGCAGCGUGCUUAACUCUGGAGUUAUGCAUCUUAUGUCAUCAUUUAAAAGUUUUCUAGGACUGUUGGAGAAGUGGGGCUUCGUGAAUCCAGAAACUGUGGUUAAAUUGAAGAGGCCAUAGCCUUCAGAAUUUUACAAACCAGAAGAAGACAAAGAUAAAAAGAGAGAGAGAGAGAUGAGAGUUUGAGCCAAGCUGCACGGUAGCACAAAUGACAUCCGUUCAACCAGUCGUGUCUUUUCUUAAAAAAUAUUUUCUAGCAUAACCAUAGGUUUGUUUUUUAAAUGGGCCAAGUUAAUAUCACAACCCUAAGAAUUUUUUUACAGGGCAGUGGGGAUUACUAGCAAUUACUGAAAUGGUGCAUGUGUCUGGGAAUGGUCCUUUUUGUCUUUAUACAGUACGUGUAGUUCAAUGAUUUGGGAAAUAAGGGCACUUCAAAGACUUGUCACUGUCACUUUCCCCACAGAGUGCACUUCCUGUUUCAAACGGGCCUCCUCCUGCUUCUCUAUAAAUGCUUCAGUGUGUUGGGUGUGUCAGUGGGUGCUGGGGGGUAUUUUGCAAAAUUUUGGCACGUUGAAUUUGCCUGGGACGUACCGUAGCUGUCCAAGACUGCCCAUUUAAGAGUGCAGUAGAGGGCUGACAGCAUGUUUGUUUCAGUCAUUCCUCUUAAGAAAGCAGUACAGUUACAAAAGGCAAAAUUGCAUUGAUUAACCCUUUGAAGAUUAUAUAUUUUUUCAAAAUUCCAUUCUUGUGUUCUGGAACUCUGUUGCUUUCAUUUACCAGUAGUGAUUGUUACAUCAGCAUUAGAAUGUUCACUUAAGAACAUUCUAAUCACCUUAGAGGGCUAGGGGAUACAAUAUGGCCCUCUGCAUUGUUUAAAACUGAAAAUGAUUGGAAGACAGAAGAGACGCAUCUGAAAUUUGUGUUGUCUUCUUGUCUCGUAUUUACACAAUCAAAUAUGAAGUUUGAGUAUAUAACAGAGCGGCUGGUGUGAUGAUCAUUUAGUCAAGUUCUAAAGCUGUAAAUCGUAGUCUACUCUGAUCAUCUGAAAAUUUGCAGCAUUGUUUAUAUAUAUAUAUAUUUCCCAAUGUUUGGCUCACAGCUGCCUCCUUGUGGCGAAAACCAUUUAUAUAGUUUAUGAAAAUGCCAUCUGCGGUCUAUGUAUUGUCAUGAAGGCCAGGCUACUCCCACGCAGGCCUUUUCCCGAUGUCUGCGCUUGCCCAACCCACCCCCCCCCCCCACAUUACUGCUGUGCUUUCAGCUGUAGUUAUUAUAAUACUUACUGACAUUUCUUUAAACACGAGAACAUGGAGGAGACUCGGUAUAAUGUAAUUAACUUUUGUCUGUGAGAAUGCGAUCUGAUUGGUGUCCUGGGCAUUAUUAUUUUUAUAUAUUCAUAUUUGAUAAGGAACAGUUGUUCAUAUAUAUUAUUCAGACUGUACAUAUCAUAAUGAGGUGUAUAUAUUGCUCUUUAUUGGUGAAACCUCUCAGAGCAAAACAGGGGCAGAUGUUUUGUCAACAUGCUUACUUCACACUCAGUCUCAUAUUGUCAUGUUUUUCUGUGUACCAUGAUCAAAUGUUCACAAUUCAGGUUAUGCUACAUAUCUCUACAUCAGACAUGGGUCAAAUACGUAUUUGUUUUGGAUUCAAGUACUUUUCUGUGCACUGAUCUUGGUGUAAUUGAGCCUGUCAACAUGACCAGAAGGUGGGGUUUACACUUCUUGAGAGUAUUUCAUUGGUUCCAAUCCACCGGACAAGAUCAGUAAAGUAUUUGAAUCCAAAAACAUAUUUGAUGCUGGUCUGCUCUACAUACAUAGUCAGCUUCUUGAUCCUCAUGCUAAAUUGCUAUGGGGAGGUGAAGCGCUCCAUAGAUACAGUAUUGUAUGCCACAUGCAAUGGUCGAUAUAGGGCUGCUCAAGAUAAACACGAAACACUUCCGCGAUUACCCGGGUGCUAAGAAGUAUGCUCAGUGAAGUUUUGUACUGUGACCGAACAGGCAUAAACUGUGAAGUCCCUACGGUUUCACCAUUUUUUUUUUUUUUUUAAACUGAGCAAAUUUUAACACAAUGUAAUAUAUUUUUUAUCCAAUUCUUUGACUGAAUGGGUAAUUAAAGGUAUUUUAAAGCAUGAUUUUUGUUUCUGUGUUUAUCAACAUGAAUAUUACGCAGUUCGGUAAAGAUGCACAUUUUUAACUUAACUCUAUCUUGAGGCUGGGUAGAUUUGUAGUUCGAUGGGAACUUGUGUAAUGACGAGUAGUCGUCAAACUGUGAAGCCAGAUAUAUCAUGUACAGGUCUAUCAUUAUAUAUUCUUGAGCAUUGAGUUAUUAUAAAUAAAUUGUUUAAUAAACUCCGAGAUAAAUAUUA
Anguilla rostrata (American eel) is the source of this 4067-nucleotide messenger RNA. RefSeq names its product Krueppel-like factor 3. The record is from RefSeq and is a predicted model, not a curated record. Gene Ontology annotation, molecular function: DNA-binding transcription factor activity, RNA polymerase II-specific; RNA polymerase II cis-regulatory region sequence-specific DNA binding. The transcript has 5 exons. NCBI's taxonomy places the organism in Eukaryota, Metazoa, Chordata, Actinopteri, Anguilliformes, Anguillidae. Gene Ontology annotation, biological process: regulation of transcription by RNA polymerase II. The coding region runs from base 211 to 1125 and encodes 304 amino acids.